AUGGGUACCGGUUGGAGAAGAGCUUUUUGCACAACAAUUCCUAGAGACCGAUCAGAAACCACGAUCUCUGAUAAGCAGCAAACCACAAGUCCAAGUCCUAGCCCCAGAAGUUGUGCAAAGCUAGGAUUUUUCUCAAGUGGAAGCAACCCUAACACACCUCGUUUGCAGUCUCAUAGUCCCAACUUGCGUUGCCGAACAAAUGCUGUAGACUCUCCUUCAACAAAUGAGAACCCCACCCUUCAUUGCAAAGGCACACCCAAAAUACCCAACACUGCUAAAAUCUCCAGAUCAUUACUGAGUUCGAAUCCAUCUUCUCCUAGAUCUCCUCUUAAAUUGUCUAUCUUCAAAAAUAGUUUCAAAUUCAGAAGUAGCUGUGGAAUCUGCUUGAAUAGCGUAAAGAGAGGUCAAGGCACAGCAAUAUACACGGCAGAGUGUGCACAUGCUUUUCACUUCCCUUGUAUAGCUUCCUAUGUUCGCAAGCAUGGCAGUCUUGUGUGCCCUGUCUGCAACUCUGCCUGGAAAGAUGUUCCUUUACUUGCCAUCCACAAAAAUCUCCACCAAAAUGACAGUACUUUAGAAGAAGACCCCAAUACCAACACCAAGCCCAAAAUAGAAGAGAAAAAGGUAGUCGUUGUGGAAUCAUCACCAAGAGCCAUAAUAACCACCUCCACUCCACAACAACAACAACCAAGAACACCAAAAUAUUCCGAUUCAAGAACCUAUGAUGAUGAUGAACCAUUACUAUCUCCAGCUGCCGGUGCCAGAUUCAACCCAAUCCCUGAAGCUGACGAGAAUGUUGAUGAAGAUGAUGAAGGUGUUGAAUUUCAAGGAUUCUUUCCUACCAAUUCAUCUUCAAUUAAAUCCGAUGAAGUUCCAAUCAAUGGCCGAGAUUAUUCGAGGAAUGUUCAGGUCAGAUUAUUGCCAGAAGCAGCUGUCAUAUCUGUAGGCCGUGGGUAUGAAACUUAUGCAGUGGCGCUGAGAGUGAAAGCUCCACCACCAUUGCCGUCACUGACUACUCGCAACAGUUCAAAUGCGACAGCGUCUCUUCUAGACCCUUUCCAGCGAGCGCCCAUCGAUUUGGUAACGGUUCUUGAUGUUAGUGGUAGCAUGACUGGGGCUAAGUUGCAAAUGUUGAAACGAGCUAUGCGUUUGGUUAUUUCUUCCCUUGGCUCGGCUGAUCGACUUUCUAUUGUGGCUUUUUCCAGUAGUUCUAAAAGGUUAUUACCUUUAAAGAGAAUGACUCCUAAUGAACAACGCUCAGCUCGGCGUAUCAUUGACCGACUUGUUUGUGGUCAAGGGAGUAGUGUGGGCGAAGCCUUGAGGAAAGCGACUAAGGUGCUUGAAGACAGGAGGGAGAGAAAUCCUGUGGCCAGCAUCAUGCUAUUAUCUGACGGUCAGGAUGAGAGACGCCCGAUUAAUAACUCAAAUCAAAGGCAUAUGUCAAGUCACAAAUCGUCUACCCGUUUUGCCCAUAUCGAGAUCCCGGUUCAUUCAUUUGGGUUUGGUCAAAGCGGUGGCUACAGCAACGAGCCGGCUGAGGAUGCUUUUGCCAAAUGUGUUGGUGGGCUAUUGAGUGUUGUGGUGCAGGAUUUGAGAAUUCAGCUUGGAUUCGCCUCGGGCUCCGCUCCAGCUGAAAUAGUAGCGGUUUAUUCUUGCAAUUCUAGACCGAGUGUUCUCAGCUCUGGUUCUGUUCGGCUUAGCGAUUUGUACGCCGAAGAAGAGAGGGAGUUGUUAGUGGAGCUGAGAGUUCCGCAAUCGGCUGUUGGGUCCCACCACGUGAUGUCUGUUCGAUGCCUUUACAAAGACCCUGCCACACAAGAGGUUGUGUACGGUCGUGAUCAGGCUCUAUUAGUCCCACGACCUCACGCCCUCCCUUCAGCAGGCCCAAAGAUCCAACACUUGAGUAAUUUGUUUAUUACUACUCGAGCCCUAGCCGAGGCUAGGCGGCUUGUGGAGCACAAUGAGUUUACGAGUGCUCAUCACUUACUUGUGUCAUCUCGAGCUCUGAUAUUGCAGUCAAGUUUGAUAUCAGCUGACGAGUAUGUUAGGAGUUUGGAGGCUGAAUUGGCAGAGGUGCACUGGCGGCGUCAGCAUCAUCAGUUUGAGUUGCAACAGCAGCAGCAAAUGGUGAUGCAACGGCGGAGAGGAAGUGAGAGGGAAACUGUGGUGAUGGAUGAGAAUGGAGAGCCACUCACCCCCACUUCGGCUUGGAGAGCGGCUGAGAAGCUGGCUAAAGUAGCUAUAAUGAAGAAGUCGUUGAAUAGAGUCAGUGACUUGCACGGCUUUGAAAAUGCUAGAUUUUAA
Messenger RNA from Dovyalis caffra, 2304 nucleotides. Lineage: Eukaryota; Viridiplantae; Streptophyta; Magnoliopsida; Malpighiales; Salicaceae. The record is from the annotation of a GenBank genome assembly.